GGGGGGGGUUGAGGGGGGGUCGGGAUGGGGGUGGGGGUCCCCCGGCCGCCCCCUCAGCAGCUUCUCCCCGCGCAGGGACCCGGCGAGGCCGCCGCGGCCGCUCACGCCCUGUCGCUGCCGGCCGAGGCCUUCGGCAACGAUCCCCGCGUGGAGCUGGCUUGGGCCAUGAAAGCCCACCAGCACGCCCAGGUCUACUUCAACCUCAUCUCCUCCGUCGACCCCAAAUUCCUGAACCUCACUAAAGUCGACGACCAGAUCUACGGCGAGUUCAGGAAAACCUUCAGGGAUCUUAAAAUCGACGUGCUCGACCCAGAAGAGCUCAAAUCGGAACCGGCUAAGGAGAAGUGGCGCCCGUUCUGCCUGCGGUUCGAGGGGGUGGUGGAGGAUUUCAACUACGGGACGCUGCUCCGCCUGGACUGCCGCAAGGACUACACCGAGGAGAACACCAUCUUCGCCACCAGAAUCCAGUUUUUCGCCAUCGAAAUCGCUCGGAACAGGGAAGGGUGUAACAGCGUCGUCUACAGCAGCACCAGGGAGCUGGCGGAGUGAGGAUGAGGAGGGGGGGGCAAAGAGCCCCCCCCCAGCCCCCUGUUCGGGCAGGCGGGGCAAGAACAGGGCUGUUCCCUGCUCCUCCGGGUUCAGACUCCCUUUGCAGACUGUAAAUAAAUUUUUUUUUUUUUUUUUUUAAAAAAAAUAUAUAUAAAAUUCCUUGUGCUGCA
Molecule: messenger RNA, 719 nt
Organism: Tyto alba (common barn owl)
Lineage: Eukaryota; Metazoa; Chordata; Aves; Strigiformes; Tytonidae
Gene: PBDC1
Product: polysaccharide biosynthesis domain containing 1
Exons: 5
Coding region: 25-549 (174 amino acids)
Cellular component (GO): cytoplasm
Source: RefSeq, a predicted model, not a curated record